Messenger RNA from Gorilla gorilla gorilla (western lowland gorilla), 773 nucleotides. It is a transcript of the gene RPL34, whose product is annotated as ribosomal protein L34. Gene Ontology annotation, cellular component: ribosome. Gene Ontology annotation, molecular function: structural constituent of ribosome. Lineage: Eukaryota; Metazoa; Chordata; Mammalia; Primates; Hominidae. The record is from RefSeq and is a predicted model, not a curated record. Gene Ontology annotation, biological process: translation. The transcript is spliced from 5 exons. The coding region runs from base 374 to 727 and encodes 117 amino acids.
CCGGGGACGUUGUCUGCAGGUAUGGAGGUUGUUCUCUUUUCCCUGUCUUUAUUUCCUUCCCAAUCGGCUGCCAUCCGAGGAGCUGAGGAAGCCUAGAGCUCUCAGGAGCAGUCCUUUGAGCUGGCGUAGGGGUAAGGGGCACGACAGGGAGGUUGGUGGUGAGGAAGUUCCUUACUUUGAUCUUUGGAAAUCCCUUGUUCCUGGUGGCACCUCCAAAGCCUUGAGUAGCCAGAGCUCACCAUCCGGGACUUUGCUGCAUUCCAAGUGUAGCGUUUGGAGACUAACGAGUUGUGGUUUGGCGGUUUGAGACUGGAAAAUCGCCAAACGUUUUCAUAUUUUACACCCACGUUUUCACAGCACGCCUGCACUCAGAAUGGUCCAGCGUUUGACAUACCGACGUAGGCUUUCCUACAAUACAGCCUCUAACAAAACUAGGCUGUCCCGAACCCCUGGUAAUAGAAUUGUUUACCUUUAUACCAAGAAGGUUGGGAAAGCACCAAAAUCUGCAUGUGGUGUGUGCCCAGGCAGACUUCGAGGGGUUCGUGCUGUAAGACCUAAAGUUCUUAUGAGAUUGUCCAAAACAAAGAAACAUGUCAGCAGGGCCUAUGGUGGUUCCAUGUGUGCUAAAUGUGUUCGUGACAGGAUCAAGCGUGCUUUCCUUAUCGAGGAGCAGAAAAUCGUUGUGAAAGUCUUGAAGGCACAAGCACAGAGUCAGAAAGCUAAAUAAAAAAAUGAAACUUUUUUGAGUAAUAAAAAUGAAAAGACUUGCUGUA